Molecule: messenger RNA, 501 nt
Organism: Nicotiana tabacum (common tobacco)
Lineage: Eukaryota; Viridiplantae; Streptophyta; Magnoliopsida; Solanales; Solanaceae
Source: RefSeq, a predicted model, not a curated record
AUGGCUAUGGGAAAUGAGGGUAAUUUGGUAACUGCAACAAAUCAUGUUGGGACAGCAUGGGCAGGUUCAAAGUAUGAGAUUGAAUGUACAAUGUGUGCAGCUUGUGACAACCCCUGUGCCACCCCAUCUCCGCCACCUCCUCCGCCUCCAUCUUCCUCCAACAAUAAUUGUCCUCCGCCACCCUCUCCUCCUAGCUCCGCUGGUGGUGGAAAUUACUAUUAUUCACCACCACCACCACUCUCCUUCUCCUCUAGUGGUGGUGGUGGGGGUGGUGAUUCCUAUUACUCACCACCUCCACCUGGUGGUGUAAUUGGUGGUUACUACCCUCCACCCUACCAAAAUUACCCUUCUGGCCCUGUUCCUCCACCUCCUAAUCCUAUUGUUCCCUAUUUCCCCUUCUACUUCUAUAAUCCUCCACCACCUUCACAGUCUCCUGCUUUUAAGCUCACUCAUUCUUCUUUUUUCACCACUAUGUUCAUUCUCUUCUUUAUUUUCCUUUGA